Messenger RNA from Schistosoma spindalis, 1179 nucleotides. The record is from the annotation of a GenBank genome assembly. Lineage: Eukaryota; Metazoa; Platyhelminthes; Trematoda; Strigeidida; Schistosomatidae.
UUCGUUCCUUCUCGAUCUUCUAUUGAAAUAUAUUCUAUUUCUGUCUAUUGUUUUAUACUACUUAUGUGGAUAUAAGUAGCUCACGUAUCAUUCAAUUAAACUUUCAAACUCAAUGUCAACAUCUUCAAUUGAUUCUAUUGACAAUAUUCCAUCAUAUCAUCCAAUAUUCACUAAAACACCGAAUGUUUCACCAGCCAACUCAUGUUCUUUACUAAAUUCACAUAAUUAUACUAAUCAAAUUCAAUAUAGAAAUCAACAGAAUAAACAAUUUCAUUCAAUCUUUAAACAAAAAAAUAAAAAAAUCAUUUAUAAUUUAUUACCGGAUCAAUGGUCAUUUACAAAUAAUAAUAUAAAAUAUGCCAAAGAAAUCAAUCGGUACAAACCAAAUGACAAUCAUCAAGAAAAAAGACAAACAUUUGGGAUUACAAAUAUUUACAACUUUUCACCAUUUAUGUCAACUAAUUCAAAUAGUAUUUCAUCUAAACAAGUAAAACAUCAAACUAUUCACAAUAAACGUACAAAGACCCCAACCACUUCCAGAAAAGAAGUUAGAGAGCCUUUGCAUCAGCUAGAGACUCUAAAGAACGAUGAAAAUGCCAGAUAUAUUUGGUUAACAAGACAAACACAACGAAGUACACCUGUUUUGAACCAGGAGCGUCAAUAUGGUCGGAUCAACUUAAUUUCCACACAUCGAGGAGAAUCUCCAUCCAGAAGGGAGAAAAGUGAAACGUCUAGUGCAAGAGCGGAACACAGAGGAGGAUUAUUUAAUGUACAUAUGAACAGUGGAAUUAAAGCCCCGUAUUACAUAAUACAUCCGGAAUGGUUAAGUGAGACUAUGACAAUACGACAACUUGGGUUAUCACCUAGACCAACUCCAUUGCCAAUAACCAACUGUCUAAACGAUAACCAAGUGAAUAAACGGAGUCACACAACAAAUUCUAUUUGUCCAGGAUCUUCAAGGAGAAACAUGUGUACAGAUUCAUUAAGCUUAGGACAAUCAUCUUUUAACCGUUGUAGAAGUUUACCACCGAAGUCAAUAAAUCCCAUAACAUGGGACAGUUACGGAAAUAAUCUUUGAAAAACUGACAGUGAAACAAUUGGUGAAUUAUUUUAUUAAAGAAAUAAGGCUUACAAAAAAAAAGCAAUUUAAUUCAUUAAGAAAAUAGAAUUUUUCAUUUC